AUGACUCAGACAACUACUAUUUUUGUGCUUGUAUACGUUGAUGACAUCCUCAUAACAGGAUCCUCCUCCUCAGCCAUUAUGUUGUUAAUUCAGUCUCUCAAUCAAGCAUUUUCCCUUAAAGAUCUUGGGCAACUACACUAUUUCUUAGGCAUUGAAGCUCAAAAAUUAGCCUCUGGGGGUUAUCAUCUAAAUCAGUCCAAAUAUAUUUUGGAUCUCCUAAAGAAAGCAAAUAUGGUGGAUUGUAAGUCCAUGCCCUCACCUAUGGUAUCAAGUACCAAACUUUCUUCUCGGGAUGGUUCCCCGCAUCCAGAUCCAGCUCAAUAUAGAUCCAUUAUUGGAGCUCUUCAAUAUGCCACUAUUACCAGACCAGAUAUUGCCUUCUGUGUAAAUAAGGUUUGUCAGUUCAUGUAUAAUCCUUUAGACACUCAUUGGAAAGCUGUUAAAAGGAUCCUUCAUUACCUGAGUGGUAUUGUCUCUCAUGGUUUAACUAUCACUCCUUCGAAGAAUUUUCAUCUCACUGCGUACUGUGACUCAGAUUGGGGCUCAGAUCUUGAUGAACGUUGUUCAACAAGUGGCUACUGCAUCUUCUUUGGAUCUAAUUUAGUUACCUGGUCUUCCAAGAAGCAACAUGUUGUCAGUCGCUCAAGCACUGAAGUAGAGUACCGUUGUCUUGCUGCUACUGUUGCAGAACUUACCUGGAUCCAGUAUCUUCUUUCGGAACUCUGCAUUCAACUUCCUCGUCCUCCAACUCUCUAUUGUGACAAUCUCUCAGCUGUCCUCCUCACUCCAAAUCCCAUUUUUCAUUCUCGGACGAAGCACUUUGAGCUCGAUCUUCACUUCGUUCGUGAAAAGGUUGUCUCCAAAGCAGUGUCUAUUUACCAUGUACCACCAGUAUGGAGAAAUAUGACUUCACCAAGGAAUUUUUACAUCAGGAGAAGACAAAAUUGGUCGUUCCUUGAAAUCAAUUUUAAAUUGGGCUAUAUAUAA
This is a messenger RNA of Gastrolobium bilobum, 987 nucleotides long. RefSeq lists its product as uncharacterized. The record is from RefSeq and is a predicted model, not a curated record. Bases 1 to 987 code for a protein of 328 amino acids. The transcript has a single exon. Lineage: Eukaryota; Viridiplantae; Streptophyta; Magnoliopsida; Fabales; Fabaceae.